Orbicella faveolata is the source of this 2314-nucleotide messenger RNA. RefSeq lists its product as uncharacterized. Lineage: Eukaryota; Metazoa; Cnidaria; Anthozoa; Scleractinia; Merulinidae. The record is from RefSeq and is a predicted model, not a curated record.
ACGCAUUCACAAAUAGCUACAAGUUUUACUUUCUCUCGCAGCAGAUUUCGUUGUUGGUCGGAACCAGGAGCGUGCUUUUGUUAGACAAGACAAUAAUGUUUCUAUACAGGUUACUUUUUUCAUGUCAAAUUAUUUCGUUUUUAAUUCCCUGUCACGUAGAGGCGAGCAUCACUCCUUCUGCAACUCCAAGUUCAAAUUUUUCGUUCAGCACCAGAGCAACAGCAAAUUUCUCGAGUCCCACAAUGCAGAUUUCCAUGACAGCUGCCGAUACAAAGACAAGUGUUAGUCAGCUGCUCGAACCUUCCUCAACAGCAAUGUCCGUGCCGUCUUCAUCAGUUUCCACAUCAACAUCGCCGCCGCCAUCCGAAGGUGCUCAGGAAGCAGUAGUGUUGACUGUAGCUAACAUGACAACAGUUCAGUUCAAUGAGAAGGAAGACGUCUUUAUUAACACCGUGAAAAAAGCUGUGGACAGUUAUUGCUCAGCACCAACACGAACAUGUAGUGAAGCAAGUCGAAAGAGACGAGCCAUAACUGCUAAUCAAGUCUACAUAGCGGACGGAUUCCCCAAACAAAGCUCCUUCAGCCCAAGCGAUCUACGUGUGGCAGUUUUCGCGUCAACAGGAGACAACAAAUUCUUAUCAAGGAGCACUCUCUUGAACGUCAUUGUAGAGUAUCAAGGAAACCUCAGUAGAGCGCUGGACAGGAGAAUCACGGGCGUGGCUCGACUGAACCUUGACGUGUACACCUUUGGUCCAACUGAAUCUCCUGGCACUUCUGGAAAGACAAAACUUCUUUAUAUCUUCUUUGGCGCGUUCUUUGGUGUAGUGUUUUUAUUGGGGGUGUGCAUUUGCGUGACUUGCUGGAUUGGCCGCAGAAGUGAGCGAGAAAAUGAUGUCAGACCUCUGACUACAAGUAAUUUAGAACUCGUUGACAAGUGAUGGAUCGCGCUGAACAAUCUUGUGGUGUUCUACAUAAUGGUAAAAGUAAUGUAUAAAAUAAUUAAGGAAUUGUAAGUAAGUUUAUUGUAGGAAAUCUAUGUAAUUAACUUAAGGUUUUUUGUAUUCCUGUGUAUACCUCUUAUUAACCUUGUCUUCUCGGUUCGUUCUGUAAGUAAUGGACCGAGUUUUUUUCCCCUUCGAUUUAUGGCCCAGGCGCGAAGCGCGCGGGCCAUAAAUAGACGGGGAAAAAUGAGGAUCCGUAACUUGCGGUACGGACCGAGAAGACGAGGUUAGUAAGACAUUUAUUAUAUCUCUUAUGUGUAUCCGACGGGUUCGGGAACGAUUUUUAUUCACGCGGAACGGGUUCAAACUUCUGACGCACGUCGAAUGCAAAACGAGUCAAUUUGAAAUCGUUGUUAAGUCGUAACACGUUUUACUGUAAUACACAAUUAAAGUAAAAGAAAGUUUUAAACUUUUACUUGCUAUAAAAGUUAAGAACACUUGGCAAUAAAUCACGAAACAUUUUGGCAACAAAAUCAGCUUUAAAUUUUUGCAGGCUCUACAGUAGAAUUCAGCCCACUAAAUUUGACCAAUCACAGCGCGCUUAGUAAGUGGAAGAUAUAAUAGAAAGUCAAAAACCUUGCGGCGCCAUCAUGGAAAAAAUGUAUAAAUGCUCAACCUCGUUCCCAUGACCCUUUCCCUUCCUUGGUGAAGUAAGGCCAUGGGAACGAGGUUGAUAAAUGCUUAGUCAUUGAUAUAAAUAUAUACUUGCUAUUCAUCUGUAAAUCGCAUCGCCCAUAUCUCGAAAAGAUGGUUAGAAAAUACAGCAUAAAAUAUAUUCUGUAAAGUGAUGGUCGAAGCCGUCCUUAAGUCUUAAGAAAUAAACAAAGAAAGAAACCUUAAUGAAACAUUGAGAAGUGCAGGGUAGGAUUAUUGUAAGUAGUUUGCCAUAAAGUAUUCCCCUGUUGUACAACUGAUGGCGUAUGUUGUGUUAGUGGGGUAAUGUAGCGUGUCGCUGAUUGGUAGAUCGCUUGCAAUCUGUUUUCAUAAUCGACUUUCUGUUUCAAUGUAACCGUUUCGUCCUCUGUCUCUGGCAACACGGCUGCGGCGUGUGUGGCAUCGAAAUACUAGUCAGAGCUCAUGAAAUUUUAAUUCUGAGGUCUUUUAUUUAUUACAUUUUAAGUAAAUGUCGGACCCCUUAGCGUGUUUGCUGUGUCAUUGGUGAAUGGUCGUGAACAAUAUUGUUAAGUACUUUGCAGAUUUUUUACAAAAUAAACAAUUAGAAAAGCAGACUUAGUCCCAGAUUUUGCGACGGUAUCACUCAAACUAGAUGAAGGAAAAAUGAAUAAAUUUCUUGUUUGCUUGUUUGUUUUUUA